AUGCGGCGGGGCGCAGUCCUGGCGGGCGCCCUGGCGGCGUACGCCGUCUACCUGGUGCUGGGCGCGCUGCUGGUGGCGCGGCUGGAGCGGCCGCACGAAGCCCGCCUCCGGGCCGAGCUGGAGACGCUGCGCGAGGAGCUGCUGCGGCGCAGCCCGUGCGUGGCCGCCCCCGCCCUGGACGCCUUCGUGGAGCGGGUGCUGGCGGCCGGGCGGCUGGGGCGCGCCGCGCUCGCCCACGCCUCGGGGCCCGCCAACGCCUCGGAGCCCGCCUGGGACUUCGCCUCGGCGCUCUUCUUCGCCAGCACGCUGGUCACCACCGUGGGCUACGGGUACACGACGCCGCUGACCGACGCAGGCAAGGCCUUUUCCAUCGCCUUCGCGCUGCUGGGCGUGCCGGCCACCAUGCUGCUGCUCACGUCCUCGGCCCAGCGCCUGUCGCUGCUGCUCGACCGCGCGCCCCUGUCCUGGCUCACCCUGCGCUGGGGCUGGGACUUCCGGCGGGCGGCCCGCUGGCACCUGGUGGCCCUGCUGGGAGUCGUCCUGACCGUGUGCUUCCUGGUGCCGGCCGCCGUCUUUGCGCACCUGGAGGAGGCCUGGAGCUUCCUGGAUGCCUUCUACUUCUGCUUCAUCUCCUUGUCCACCAUCGGCCUGGGCGACUACGUGCCCGGAGAGGCCCCCAACCAGCCCUACCGGGCCCUUUACAAGGUGCUGGUCACAGCUUACCUCUUCCUGGGCCUGGUUGCCAUGAUGCUGGUGCUGCACACUUUCCGCCGCGUGUGUGACCUGCACGGCCUCACACAGCUCAUCCUGUUGCCCAGCCCAUGUCCCGCCGGCUCCAGAGAGGAUGAGGAUGACCCGGUGGACGCUGUGGGGCCCCAGCCAGAACCGCACCAGCAGCUCACGGCUGACUCCCACCCGGACUACGCCUCUAUCCCCAGGUAGCUGGGGCAGGCACUCCGAGGCUGGCUGGACCCGGCCUGCUCAGGGGCCCACGUGACUGGUGCUGCUAUACUGGACCGGCCUCGAGCGCAGGCCCGGGUUCAGGGGGGUUCGAGGGGCAUUGCCACCAGCCGUCCGUCCUUCAUUUUCCCUGUCCCAGACUCCACUGGGCACCACCACUGUCUUGUCCCCACCCCGCUUCUCUGACUCAGCCACUCUUCACCGGCCCAUUCAGGCAGGUUCUGGGCUCACACCUCAUCUCGGGCACCUGAUUGGUCACUAUACUUUGGGCAAGUGGCUGCCCCUGUCUGAGCUUUGGUCUUCUCAUCUGUCACAUGGAAAGAACCUACUCACUAUCUCAAACCCCCUCCUUUGCGCAGGCCCUAGGCCAGGCAGUGCUAGGGACACUGUAGUGGUUGAGAUGGCCCUGGCCCCUGCUCUCAUGGGUUCCUAUUCCAGUGAGGAAGACAGACCUGUCCCCCCACAGUGGCAGCCCAGGACAGGCAGGGACUUCAGUGGAGGAGGCAGAGAGGUCAGCAGCGUGUUAGAGAAAGUGCAGGCAGAGAGGUCAGGGCUAAGGUGGAGGAAGCUCCAGAACUGUGCCCAAUCCAGCCUGCAAGGUCAGGGAGGGCUUCCUGGAAGAAAGGGUAACAUCUCAGGGGAAGAAGGUGGACCUGACUUGUUUUCUUCAAGUGUCUUUAUGGAGCAAGAUCCGUGUGGAGAGCCUGGGGUAGGCCUGUAGAACAGAGCCCUCCUCAGCAGCCUGGCAGGCAGGAAGCUGAGACAGGACCCUGCCUGGUUCCGCAUGGCACCGACGGCUCCGCUUUGAGCCGGGACACCAUGGUGACAGCUGUUCCCAUUUGCCGGGGACAAAUUGCAUAACAUACACUGGGCUCUGGAGCCAGCCUGCUUGGGCUCAGAUCCCAGCUCGGCUGUGUCCUGCCUCUGACCCCGGGCAGUCACUUCACCUCUGUGAUUCUGAGUUUCCUCGUCUGUAGAAUGGCCACAGUAACUGUAGCUACUUCAAAGAUGAUGCCACAGAGCCGGCUACGUUAUUCCGAGAUGAUUUCUUCAGCCAGGUCCUCUUCUGGGUUCUUUACAUAGGACUGAUUUUCUCUUCACUGCCCCCAGAUUUGCCUCCUCCCCAAGUGGCACCUGCUGCCACCUGCUGUCAGUAAUGGCACUUGCUUCCAUGCGGCCAUCUGGUAAACCAUUCCCUCUACCAGGACGGGUGGGAGUUACAGAAGGGAUGGGCAUUUGAGGGGGACCUGGAUAACAUUCAGGAAAAAAGGGCAUGAGAGGCCUCCAGGCAGAAGGUACUGUGCAAGGUACUGUGCAUGCAUAGGGAGGUAGGAAAGCAUGUCGAGUGUCAGCUUCUUUUUUUUUUUUUUUUUAAUUUUUAUUUAUUUAUGAUAGUCACACAGAGAGAGGGAGAGAGAGGCAGAGACACAGGCAGAGGGAGAAGCAGGCUCCACGCAGGGAGCCCGACGUGGGAUUCGAUCCUGAGUCUCCAGGAUCAUGCCCUGGGCCAAAGGCAGGCGCCAAACCACUGCGCCACCCAGGGAUCCUGAGUGUCAGCUUCUUACAGGUCAUUUACGGUGACUGGCCUCCAGGGUGAAGGGGGGAAGGAGGGGGCAGAGCGGUGGACAUAGCUGCAUCUUCAGUGUCCUUAAAUGACCAUCUUGGGACCUUGUCCUCUUUCUUGAGGGCCCUAGAGAGCCAUGGAAAGAUUCUGAGCAGGAGAGGGCUGCGGUUAGGUUUGGGCUUGAGCUGCUGUGAGGAGGUAGACCAGGUGGGGAGACUGAGGCUGUGUGCGGUUUAUGGGGGCUGGGGGAGUGGGGUCCGUGCUGGCACAGCCACAGAGCAGGAAACUGAGGGCCUGGGCGGGGCCAAGGGAAGGGGGGGCAGUGGAGGUCAUGCUCAGGAAGCCAAGCAGACAGGCCCUGUGUAGGCCUUACAGUCUUGAGAGGGACAAGGCCAGAGAAAGCGAGGAUGGUUGGCUGCCCCUGAGUUAGGAACCUGAGAGAAUAAAACAGGUUUGAGGGGAGAUGUUGAGGCUUGUUUGGCACAUGGUGGGUGUGAGGGGCUAAAGGGACAUUCAGAGGAAGGCAUCAGAAGGUCACAGGAAACUCAGGGCACGGCGUCGGGGUGUGGUUGAGGCUGGCGACAGGUGGGGAACGGAGGCCACGCGGGUAGGUGUGGCAGCCCUGGGUGGGAACACCAGGAGAACACCAGCCUGGGGAAGUCAGCUUUAGGGUAUUUAUAUAUGAUACCAGUAAGGAAACAUUUGUGAUGAGCCCUGGGGUUUUCUGUGUAAGCAAUGAAUCACUAAAUUCUACUCCUGAAAUUAAUAUUACACUACAUGUCAACUGACUAGAAUUUAAAUGAAAACUUGAAACAUUUAAAAAAAAAAAAAACUAAGGUAAGAUUUGGGCUGCAAGGAAAAGAUCCUGACUAGUGCUGGCUGAAACAAUGAGAUGAUUGUAUAUUGCCUGUCCCCAGAGUUGGGGAAAGCUCUGGGCAUGAGACCACCCACAGCUCCAGCAAGGUCUUGUGGCCCGGGGUUCCCAAUCUCACUGUUUUGCCACCUUCAGCUGAAGGCUUGGCUCCACAUGGGCUCUCCUCAUGGCCCCAAAGUAACUGCUGCAGAUCCAGGCAUCAAACCAGACAUGAUAAUUUUUAGUGCAAGAAGAAGGGGGCGUCUCUUCCCAGAUUGUCUCUUUGGAAGCAAGGAAACCUUUCCUCCAGAGCCGCCCUGAAGACUUCCUCCAUCUCGUUGGCCAAAAUUGGUUCACAUGCCCAUCCUGAACCAAUCAUUGGCCAGAGUGAUGGAACCACCAUGAUUAACUUGGAUUCCUCAGGAUUCCCCCUGCCACCUGAAACUGAAGCUGAGGCUGAGAUUUUGGUUUGGAGGCUGGCGAAUGUGUGAACAAAACUGGACUUCUAUUAGAAAGGCAGGAGGGGAAGAAUGGGCAGACAUGGAUCAACGAAGCAGUCAAGGUCAUCAUGUACAAUUGUGCAGGUCGGGACCAACACAAGGGAUUUCCGGCUGGCAGGGUGGAAACACACAGGGGCUGAAGUUCAAGGCUGAAAAUGACCCAAAGGGGCUUCUUUUUCUAGUUAACAUAAAGGCUCCAUCUGCAGGCAGUGACCUUUCAACUGGUGUCCUCAUACCAGAGAGAAGAGUUUAUAAAGGAGACAGAAAAAGAGUUCCAGGGGAGUAGGAAAAACGAGAGGGUGGGGAGAAUCGGUAAGGGAUGAGAGAAUUUUAAAGAAAAUUCACCAUUGUCAAAAGUCAUGCUAAGAAGUCACCCAAGAUUGUUUCAAUAACAGUUAUAAGAAAACACUUAUAAAGGAUUUACUAUGUGCCAGGCACGGCU
This is a messenger RNA of Canis lupus familiaris (dog), 4319 nucleotides long. It is a transcript of the gene KCNK6, whose product is annotated as potassium two pore domain channel subfamily K member 6. NCBI's taxonomy places the organism in Eukaryota, Metazoa, Chordata, Mammalia, Carnivora, Canidae. Bases 1 to 942 code for a protein of 313 amino acids. The transcript is spliced from 3 exons. Gene Ontology annotation, cellular component: membrane. Gene Ontology annotation, molecular function: potassium ion leak channel activity. Gene Ontology annotation, biological process: potassium ion transmembrane transport; stabilization of membrane potential. The record is from RefSeq and is a predicted model, not a curated record.